AUGGGUGGGCUGGACUUUAUACAGAACGGCUCAUUAACUAUUGAUGUUGGAGAUGGGACGCCCGUCCUCGCCGCCGCGAACCACGAGCGCGCACUUCCGACUCUCCCGCAGGUGAACAAAUGUGACGACGAAAUGACUCUUUUUGUACAUUUAUAUUGGAUAUGCAUAGCUUUGUUGGCCGUGUGCUGCACCGGCUGGGCGGGCCGUCCAGGUCGGAAGUCAACAAGAGAAUUGCCGACAGGUCAAAAUGUAGUGUCUGUAGCACCAAUAGAAGUUCCUGACGAAUCUAUGUACCCGAGAUUCGCGGAGCCUAUACCCAACGUUACGGUCACGAUAGGCCGGGAUGCACUGUUAGCGUGCGUAGUCGAAAAUUUAAGAGGAUUCAAGGUUGCAUGGGUGAGAAUGGACACGCAAACCAUUUUAAGCAUCCACCAUAACAUCAUAACACAGAACCCUCGGAUCAGCCUAUCGUACAACGACCAUCGGUCGUGGUAUCUCCACAUCAAGGAAGUACAAGAAGUUGAUAGAGGAUGGUACAUGUGUCAGGUCAAUACUGACCCCAUGCGCUCAAGAAAAGGCUAUCUUCAAGUCGUAGUGCCACCAUCAAUCAUCGAUAACAUGACGUCGACCGACAUGGUGGUGCGGGAGGGCUCCGAUGUGACCUUGGUGUGUCGCGCGUCGGGGUACCCCGAACCUUAUGUCAUGUGGAGGCGGGAGGACGGACAAGACUUCAAUUACAAUGGGGAAUCAGUAAGCGUAGUAGACGGUGAAACCUUAACCAUUACAAAGGUGUCACGGCUGCACAUGGGCGCCUACCUCUGCAUCGCAUCAAACGGCGUGCCUCCAUCCAUCAGCAAACGAAUCAUGCUGAUGGUACAAUUUCCGCCGAUGCUGUCGAUACCAAACCAGUUGGAGGGCGCAUACAUUGGACAGGACGUGACGUUGGAAUGUCACACAGAAGCCUUUCCGUCCUCCAUUAAUUACUGGACCACAGACAAAGGGGACAUGAUCAUUUCCGAAAUGGAAAUUGUAGGUGGGAAAUAUGAGGCGUUUCCGACGGACAGUGGCUACAACAAAUACAUGAUGUUGAAGAUAAGAAAUAUAACAAAAGACGACUUCGGAUUCUACAAGUGCAUCGCCAAGAAUUCGCUCGGUGAAACUGAUGGCAUCAUUAAACUUGAUGAAAUACCAGCUCCACCAUCAGCUUAUACAACUACACAAAAAAGUAUUUUAGACAAUCAAACCAUUAGAAAAAAAGAUAAAUUUUCAUCAGCACAUAAGAACGACGUAAUCAGCUCAAAUUUCCAAGGGGGAGCAUACGUGGAGCAAAUGAAAGACUUCGAUAUAGACGUUUACGACAACUCUGCAUAUUCAAGAAAAUUAUGUUGCAUAUUAUUUUGGAUGCUAAUUUGUCACUUAUUAACGCAAGGAAGAUGUAAUUUACUUUCUUGA
This is a messenger RNA of Chilo suppressalis (striped riceborer), 1452 nucleotides long. The record is from the annotation of a GenBank genome assembly. Lineage: Eukaryota; Metazoa; Arthropoda; Insecta; Lepidoptera; Crambidae.